This is a messenger RNA of Amphimedon queenslandica, 2209 nucleotides long. RefSeq names its product non-canonical poly(A) RNA polymerase PAPD5. Gene Ontology annotation, cellular component: TRAMP complex; nucleolus. The transcript is spliced from 3 exons. Bases 346 to 1734 code for a protein of 462 amino acids. NCBI's taxonomy places the organism in Eukaryota, Metazoa, Porifera, Demospongiae, Haplosclerida, Niphatidae. The record is from RefSeq and is a predicted model, not a curated record. Gene Ontology annotation, biological process: polyadenylation-dependent ncRNA catabolic process; RNA 3'-end processing. Gene Ontology annotation, molecular function: mRNA binding; poly(A) RNA polymerase activity.
UAGCUGCACGCUCAUCUUUCUGCUCAGCUCUCCUCUCCUCCCUACUCUCCUCCUCCAGCUCUCCACCUUCCUUUUCCUCUGUGUCUUUCUUUCAUUGGAAUGGCUGCUUAGAAACAGUCACAUCAGACUUUAAUCAUCGUUCCUUUAUAAUUUCUCGCCACUCUAUGGGUUACAUACUCUGUUUUUCUUUGUAGGAGAUCGACCAUUUGAUUGUAUUUCUAUUGAGUGGAUCGCGACUGAGCGAGAAAGAGAGAGAGAGAACUCCACACUGUCAGGUUAUAGGGAGCCAUCGAUUGAUAAACAAACAAGAAGACAUUAUUGAUAUUUGCCAUAUAAGGAAACAAAAUGUCAACUGCCCUCGGUAUACAAAGAGGUAACACUGACUCCUCUGCUGUUGAAACCUGGAGCCGGAUGGAAAAGAACGCUUUCCCGGGUGUCGAAACCCUCAUUAGAAACUCACCUUCGCAUCCUCAACCGGAGUACCUCUCCAUUGAGGCCUCAUCUUCAUCUGGUAAGAGCUCUGCCCAGUCUUCUUCCCAAACAAAGCGGCACAUUACCGGCGAGAGCACAGAGACGUGUACCCCGUGGGUAAGGCAGGAGUACUCUAAUGACAUGAUCGGUUUCCACGAAGAAAUCGUCCACUUUUAUUCAUACAUGUCUCCCAAGAGGAGCGAGAGGUGUAUGAGGCUUCGUGUUUUUGAGAAAGUAAAGGCAAUCAUACUCAAGCUAUGGCCUCGUGCUCAGGUCUACCCUUUCGGGAGCUUCUGUACAAAUCUCUACCUCCCAACUAGCGACAUUGAUAUUGUCGUGUUGGGGGAGUGGCUAGCCCUGCCUCUUUUUUCUCUAGAGGAUGCAUUCCUAAAGGCACAGAUUGCUAUAGAAGAUUCCAUUAUGGUUCUUGAUAAGACGACCGUCCCCAUAAUAAAGUUCACCGAUAGGGAAACGGAAGUAAAGGUUGACAUUAGCUUUAAUCAAGAGACUGGCAUAUAUAGUGCUAACCUUAUCUGUCAGUACGUCCAACAGUUUCCUUACUUACCGUAUCUUGCCUUGAUAGUAAAACAGUUCCUUGCUCAGCGUCAGCUCAAUGAAGUCUACUAUGGAGGCAUCAAUUCGUACAGCCUCAUACUAAUGCUGGUAAGUUUCUUUCAAAUGCAUGCCCGGAAUGAAGUAGCCGAUGUCUCGUCGAACCUCGGUGUCUUGCUGAUGGAGUUUUUCGAGCUCUACGGAAGGACUUUCAACUAUACCAAAGUGGCCAUUUCUAUUAUAGACGGUGGGUGUUAUUUUCCUAAAGAAGCGCUGCUGGACGGGAUGGAGGACAGUUUAUUGUAUAUACAGGACCCUCUUGAACAGAGGGAGAAUGCUUGUCGAGGUUGUUACGGCAUCAUGCAAGUCAAAGCUGCUUUUGAACACGCUUACAACCUCCUCCAUACCAUACUGAUGGCUCGGGAAGACGGGACGGCAACAAGAGGAACGUCUCUUCUAAGUCGUAUCAUCCAGAUAAGCAAAGAAGUCGAGAGUUAUAGAAACUGGACCGAAAGUACUUGGGGUUCUGCGACAAUCUCAUCCCCGCCUCCUUUUAGUUUGACCACACCCAUCUAUUCUCCGCUAGGGAUUCAAGGUGCGAUGAUGCAUCCUCCUCAGUAUCUCUACUCUUCACCUUUAGCUCCAAUACCUCCUCAUCAUUCUAGCUAUUCACAUCAAAAACCUGACGCUGAAGCUGCUACUAAUAAUUAGUAUAUCACACACACACACACUUACUUGUGCAAGGAGUCUUUAAAUCUCUUUCAAUCAUCUUCUCGCCACUCUCUCUCUCUCUCUUUGUUUAUAUAAUUAUUAUUAUUGCUAUUACUGUUAUUAUAUCCUCUUUUUCAUACAAUCUUCUGCUCUUUUUUAUUUUAGGAUUUUUGUGGCACAUGUGUAACCAUAUUGUACUACAUUUUCAUUUUAGGCUAUAUCUCUCUCUCAUGGUUUUUCUAAAUUUUAUUUCCAUCUAUCACUCACUCUUUUGUCUUUCUUUUUGUCCUUGUUCAUCCCUUCCCCAACCCCUCUCUUUCUUUAUAAUUUUUCUAUUGUUUUUCCUCUUGGUAUUUGUUCUUUUUAAGGUGGGCAUUAAAUGGAAGACGGAGGAGGAGGAGGAGUUUAAGAAGACGAUCAUUGAUUGGUGGUUAGUGUGUGGGCGUGGAUUAUGUUGUUUAGCGGAACUUUAAAA